Molecule: messenger RNA, 1769 nt
Organism: Oryza sativa Japonica Group (Japanese rice)
Lineage: Eukaryota; Viridiplantae; Streptophyta; Magnoliopsida; Poales; Poaceae
Source: RefSeq, a predicted model, not a curated record
CGUCCAGUUCCAAGCCAAAAACCCAAACUCUCACACUACAACAACCACAACACACUACUACUAGUGAGACUAGUAAGCGUCAUCACGAGAUCCAGGUUUAAUAGAUCGUUUAAUCUACCACCGUUGAUUUAGAAAGGGGUUGAGGGGAGGGUAGUAGUAGCUAAGUUAGGGCAAAGAUGAUUACGGGUUCGGAGGUGUACCAGGUGGUGGAGGCGAUGGCGCCGCUGUACACGGCGGCGGCGCUGGGGUACGGGUCGGUGCGGUGGCUGAAGGCGUUCUCCAACGAGCAGUGCGCCGGGAUCAACCACUUCGUGGCGCUCUACGCCGUGCCGGUGCUCAUCUUCGACAUGGUGUCCACCAACAACGUGUACAAGAUGAACGGCCGCCUCAUCGCCGCCGACACGCUGCAGAAGGCCGUGCUGCUGCUGGGCCUCAUGGCGUGGGCGCUCUGGGAGCGGUCGCGCGCGCGCGGCGCCGGGGCCAAGGCCAAGGCGGCGGUGUCGUCGCCGCUGCAGUGGGUCAUCACCUGCUUCUCCGUCGCGUCGCUGCCCAACACCAUCAUCAUGGGCGUCCCGCUCCUCAACGGCAUGUACGGGCCCGUGUCCAAGGACCUCAUGAAGCAGAUCGUCGUCAUGCAGUUCUGCAUCUGGUACAACGUCAUCAUCUUCCUCUACGAGUACAUGGCGGCGCGUAGAUCGGCCUCGGCGCCGCCGCCGGCGUCGUCGGAGGGCAGCGCCAAGAUCAGCCCUUCGUCGCCGGUGAAAGCUGCUGCGGCGGCGGCGGACACAAACGGCAAUGCUGUCGCGGCCGACCGGCCGCAAGAAGUGGCGGUGAACAUCGAAAUCACGGAGAUGGCGGCGUCCACGGCACGAGACGGCGUGUCCGGCGAGACGACGGCGGCCGCCAAGGAGGUGAGCUCUGGUGAAGUUGCUCCGGUGGAAGAGGAGGAGGCGUCUGCGCCAGCGCCGUCGAUGAAGCACGUCAUCUGGAUGGCGGUGAAGAAGCUGCUACAGAUUCCGAAUACCUAUGCAAGCUUCCUUGGCCUCAUCUGGUCUCUAAUCGCAUUCAAGUGUGGAUUCUCGAUGCCAAAAAUCGUCGAGGACUCUCUGUUCACCAUUCGUACCACCGCUGUAGGCCUAAGCAUGUUUUCUUCAGGGACGUUCAUAGCGCGGCAGUCGCGGUUCGUGCCGUGCGGAUACAAGAUAGCGUCGUUCUCCAUGGUCAUCAAGUUUCUGAUAGGCCCGGUUGUGAUGCUGUUCGCCUCGCUCGUCAUCGGCAUGCACGGCACACUUCUGCACAUCGCUGUUGUGCAGGCGGCUCUCCCCCUGGCAGUGACAUCAUUUGUGUACGCUGAAGAGUACAAGGUCCACGCAGACAUCAUGAGCACAGGGGUUAUUCUUGGGAUAUUUAUAUCACUUCCUGUGACAAUUGUUUACUAUAUUCUGUUGGGGCUGUGAGCCUGUGAUUGAGACAUCUAAAUUUAGUCGAAGGCUAAUUAAAGUUGCAUGUGUGCUGAUGUGCAUAUAUGUAGGAAGACAGAAUACAAACAGUAAAAAUACUGAAGGAUGACAACAAGGUGAAUUGAUUUCCCUCCGGAGCCUGAAGAUUGGGGUUCUGGCGAGAGAUACAGUGAGAUGUGACUGUAAUGUUUGGUAAUAAUAAGAUGUCACAAAAACGCGGCAUAUAUGCUGAAACUUUUGCAAUGUACAGCAAGUAUACAAUGAACAGGGCUUAUUACAGCCCACCAGUUGAUUCUUCGAAAUUUAAAA